CUCCUCAAAAACCCUAAUUCCUCUCUCUCAUUUCUCGGAGAUAUUCAGCAGAGCAAUAACCAUGGAUGCUAAAGAAUCCUCCGCCACCGAUUUGAAAAGACCGAGAGAAGAGGAUGAUAACGGUGCCGCCGCAACCAUGGAGACGGAGAACGGAGAUCAGAAAAAGGAGCCUGCUUGUUUCUCCACUGUCAUUCCUGGCUGGUUCUCUGAAAUGAGUCCUAUGUGGCCAGGAGAGGCACACUCAUUGAAGGUUGAGAAAGUUUUGUUUCAAGGGAAAUCAGAUUAUCAGGAUGUGAUUGUUUUCCAGUCUGCAACAUAUGGAAAAGUUUUGGUUUUGGAUGGAGUAAUCCAACUUACAGAGAGAGAUGAAUGUGCCUAUCAAGAAAUGAUUACUCAUCUUCCUUUGUGCUCUAUUCCUAACCCUAAGAAGGUUUUGGUCAUUGGAGGAGGAGAUGGAGGUGUCUUGCGGGAAGUUGCACGUCAUGCUUCUGUUGAGCAGAUUGACAUGUGUGAAAUUGAUAAAAUGGUGGUCGACGUGUCUAAGCAGUUUUUCCCUGAUGUAGCAAUUGGAUAUGAGGAUCCUCGCGUGAACCUCGUCAUUGGCGAUGGUGUUGCUUUCUUGAAGAAUGCUGCUGAAGGAUCAUACGAUGCAGUUAUUGUUGACUCUUCAGAUCCAAUCGGUCCUGCAAAGGAGCUGUUUGAGAAACCCUUCUUCCAAUCCGUGGCUAGAGCUCUUCGUCCUGGUGGGGUUGUGUGUACUCAGGCUGAAAGCUUGUGGCUUCACAUGGACAUCAUCGAAGACAUUGUCGCUAACUGCCGUGAGAUCUUCAAGGGUUCUGUGAACUAUGCCUGGACCAGCGUUCCAACAUACCCCAGUGGGGUUAUUGGAUUUAUGCUUUGUUCUACUGAGGGACCUGAUGUUGACUUCAAACACCCACUGAACCCAAUUGACGAAAGCUCAAGCAAAUCAAAUGGACCUUUGAAGUUUUACAAUGCCGAGAUUCAUUCAGCUGCAUUCUGCUUGCCUUCUUUUGCCAAGAAGGUAAUUGAGUCAAAAGCCAAUUGAAAAGAGAAAGAAAACUAAUCCGGAGGA
Messenger RNA from Arabidopsis arenosa, 1093 nucleotides. The record is from the annotation of a GenBank genome assembly. NCBI's taxonomy places the organism in Eukaryota, Viridiplantae, Streptophyta, Magnoliopsida, Brassicales, Brassicaceae.